AUGGCUGAGCACUCGCAAGAUCCAGCCUCUGCUACAGCAUCUACUCCAGCCGCUGCUCUAGUCACUGCUCCAGCUGUUGAUCCUGCCUCUGCUCUAGGCUCCACUCCAGAGGAUGUUGGGGUUUCCAUUCAUGACAUAGUCUCUGAGCCUGAGGAUCCCUCCGUUCAAGCAGCCAUUAUGUCAGAUAUUAUUGCCAAUAUGCCCAACAUUGCCUGUACACAAAGGGCUGUCCCAGUGAUCACUGUGCCGUUUGCAUCAUCUAAGGCCAAAGGGAAGGCCAAAAUCACUGAUCCAGAUGAACCUCCAGUUGCUCCUGUUCCAGCUCCAACGGUUAAGAGAAAAUUAAAUUUGUCUGAAGAUAUUGAAUUUGUGCAUGAAACUCGCCCAAGUAAACGCUCUGAACACCGUCUGACGGGCCUUGCUCUGCGUACUAGAUCCAGGACUGGCAUGUCUACUCCAGCUCCUCCUCCAGCUUCUGCUCCUGCUUCAAAGCCAGCCGCUUCGUCUAAGACCAGGGCCUCUAAGGUAUCCAAGGAAACACUUUUCAAACCAAUCUUGCUCUCUCCUUCCCUGGAAACAAUUUGGCAACUACAUUGCAGUCGCGACAUCCUUGUUGAGAAUAACUUUAGCAUUGAGUAUCUUAUCCGCACUUGCAACAUCAUACAUCUUCUUCAUGCCCAGAAUCUUCUUCAGACUAUACAAAAUGUGGGUGCUUACUUUGCUUGGCUAAUCUCAGAAUUUUAUGCAAAUAUACAAUCUGAUUCUCUCCUGACAGCUUCUCCGCACUAUCAUCGGGUAUUCUUGAGGGAUGUUUGGUAUGACUUCAGUCCCGCUAUUAUAAAUGCUUAA
Molecule: messenger RNA, 849 nt
Organism: Ipomoea nil (Japanese morning glory)
Lineage: Eukaryota; Viridiplantae; Streptophyta; Magnoliopsida; Solanales; Convolvulaceae
Exons: 1
Coding region: 1-849 (282 amino acids)
Source: RefSeq, a predicted model, not a curated record